Molecule: messenger RNA, 387 nt
Organism: Microdochium trichocladiopsis
Lineage: Eukaryota; Fungi; Ascomycota; Sordariomycetes; Xylariales; Microdochiaceae
Exons: 1
Coding region: 130-345 (71 amino acids)
Source: RefSeq, a predicted model, not a curated record
CCUUCCCUUCGCUCCCUUUACUAAUUACUAUAUUUUCUUUCAUAAAGUGCCGCCUGAGGUUCAUGAAAGCCACCCCUUCGGCUCCUCCUCCCCUUUCCUCCCCUUCAACCACCUUUCACAGGAGCUUACAUGAGUUUCGCGACAGCGCAACAGCGACGCGGCCCUUGUAGCGAGUUUCGCGCCGACUGUGCUUGCCCUCCAAAGCCACCGAUCCAGCCAGACCGCACUAAGCCCUCAACCUACCUGUCCCUGCCUGUCAUCUGUAUUAAAACUCUGAUCACUAAUCUACCCCCCCCUCUCUUUGCCUCUCCGUCAGGACCUCAAACAAUGUCUCGCUCCCUUUGAGAUGACAUCUCCCCUUUUCUGAAAACGCCCAGACUCCUUGGA